Messenger RNA from Pyricularia oryzae 70-15, 1440 nucleotides. RefSeq lists its product as uncharacterized. The record is from RefSeq and is a predicted model, not a curated record. NCBI's taxonomy places the organism in Eukaryota, Fungi, Ascomycota, Sordariomycetes, Magnaporthales, Pyriculariaceae. The coding region runs from base 163 to 576 and encodes 137 amino acids. The transcript is spliced from 2 exons.
GAUUCAACUCAGCAUCUCAUAGAAACAAGGAGAAAGUAUAUCUGCACUCAAGUCAAAGAAACCUGAGCACGACACACAUAGCCGUUGCCCAUAGUCGUGCGUCACUUAUACUUCCAUUCGAAUAUUGCACCAUUUAAUAUAUACCCGAAAAGCAAACCAACAAUGGCCGAGCGCCGCCUCAUCAGCUCCGGCUCGAAAUUCGAGUCGCAGAUCGGCUACUCCCGCGCCGUCGUCAGCGGCGACUGGGUCUUUGUGUCGGGCUGCACGGGCUACGACUACAGCACCGGCGAGAUCGCAGCCGGCGACGUCGCCGCGCAGGCGGAGCAGACUUUCCGCAACAUUGCGUCUGCCCUGGGCGAGGCCGGCGCCGGCAUGCGCGAUGUUGUUCGCGUGCGCUACAUCCUGCCCAACCGCACCGACUUCCCCAAGAUCUGGGACGUCACGAAGCGCUGGUUGGGCGACGUCCGGCCCGCGGCCACCAUGGUGCAGGCUGGCCUCAUGGAGGAGGCCAUGUUGGUCGAGAUUGAGGUCACCGCUAGGAUUGGGGGUGCCGCGGAGCCGGUGUUUGGCCUUUAGGUGGGAGUGUCUUGUGGGCAAGGUUGAAAGGGGGGCUUGGUUUAUGGUGUGGCUGUGGUGUUGGCUCGGCGAUGAGUGGGCUACGAUUGUUGUUUUCGUUCUGGGAGCCUGCAUGACAGCCCGGUUAAGUGGAUUCAGCACAAGUCAGUCGCGAAUCUAAACUGCUAUCAACUUUGGCGGGCAGGAGUUGAUUUGGUAUCAAAAAGGUUCACUAAUCUGGUUGGCUAGGCAGUUUCAAGAGUGGCAUGUUUUAAGUGUGUCGGUUGUCAACGCUUCAUGCAGUAGCCUAAGAAGCAUGUUAAUAGUUUCCGACUCUUCGCCUCGAGGUCCAGAGCGAACCUCAAGCUUUUGACAAGACAACCUCCCAGCGGUCUUCCCAGCCGACUACUGCGGCAGGUUGCCACGGUCUGGCAUCUUGUCCGACAUGUCGUAGAAAUUGCAGAGGAGAAAGUACGCGCCGGGAAUGGUGGUGUAAGAGUCCCAGCUCAUAGGCUUGGUGACGAAAUCGGGCGCGGCCUGAUGCGCUGUGCACAAUGAUGCAUACUAGCCCUCGACAGCUGCUUUACAGUUCUUCCAGGCAAAGACCUUGAUGUAAGAAGCACUUGCUGGUCCCAUCAAACAAGGUGGCAUCAAUUCUCUUGUUCCCGAAAGUGAUUCCUUCAACGAGGGUAGGAGCUUCCAGAGCACACAAAAUGUCUUUCUGGAUCUCACAAGCGGGGUAAUAGAAUCUAAAACAGAUAAUCAACACCGGCGCUUAGACACUUUUAGUUCACGCAUCUUCACCCCGCAAGUAUUGGUAGAUAUUUGUUCAAAGCGAAGAGUGCAUUAUCAGAUCCAGCUGCAUGUCCACAAGUCUCCUCAUUC